Molecule: messenger RNA, 1114 nt
Organism: Caenorhabditis angaria
Lineage: Eukaryota; Metazoa; Nematoda; Chromadorea; Rhabditida; Rhabditidae
Source: the annotation of a GenBank genome assembly
AUGGUUCGUGAGUGGCGGAGAUUGCAAAAAGUUGAUGAAUUGACUUAUAUGUAAGUUUUUAUUGAUAAAAAUAUCAGAAAUGCAUUUUAAAAAUUAGAUUUUGAGACGUGACCUGUAUUUAUGUUUUGAAAUUUCAUUUCUUGAAAAAUUAUCGCUUUUUUCACACAUUUCAAAUGAAAAGUCAAUUUUUAGUGAAUAAAUGUAAAUGCGAAUUAAAUUUUUUAGCGGAGAAUGCGAUUCGGAACAUCCACAAGCUCGCGUAUUCGGAGGCCAUGUUUUGGCGCAAGCCAUGUCAGCCGCUUAUUAUACAGCUCCUGAAGGAUUCUAUAUGCACGCAGUCCACUGCUAUUUUAUCCGCGGUGGCGAGGAAUCUAUCCCAAUCACUUAUAACGUCAAGAAAAUCAGGGAUGGAAGGAAUUUCGCGAUUCGAUAUGUUGAAGCGGUUCAGCACAAUAAAGUUAUUCAUUUGGCCGAAUUUUCGCUGCAAAAAUUAGCGAGUGUCAAAGACACAUUUUCGCUAACCCCAAAAUUCCCCGAGAAUGUGCCAGAUCCGGACACUUUGGUUAGCAAUAUCUCAGGAAGACAUCAGAAAAUUUCGGAAGGUUAUGAUGCUCGCGAUUUCCGCGGUCAAGUUACUGAAAGAAUGGCACCAUCUCUCGAAAUUCGCCCAGUUGAUCUCGAUUUAUAUUUGCAUGGUAACGAAGGUAUCAAUAAAACUCAACUUUUAUGGAUUCGAUAUAAAAUACCGGUGGAAAAGAGUGAUUAUAUGUUGAGACAUGCGACUAUUGUUUAUUUGAGUGAUUUGGAAUUGGUGACAACUGGAAGUUUGUGUUUUUCUGAUAAACGGUUUAAAUUACAAACUUCGAUGGAUCAUUCAGCCUGGAUACAUCAAUAUGAGUUAGUUCUUAAGCGGAAAAUGACGAAAAAAUAAAUAAUUAUGUGAAAAUAUUUUAGAUUCGACAUAAAUGAUUGGAUUUUGUACGAACAAGAGUGUGUGGCAAAUUCGAAUCAUCGAAGUUUGAUUCAUGGAAGAUUAUGGAGUCGCGAUGGACAAUUGAUUAUGUCAACGUCGCAAGAAGCAUUGAUUUAUAAAGUUCAGCCGAGUAAAUUGUGA